Stegodyphus dumicola is the source of this 1644-nucleotide messenger RNA. RefSeq lists its product as uncharacterized. The record is from RefSeq and is a predicted model, not a curated record. NCBI's taxonomy places the organism in Eukaryota, Metazoa, Arthropoda, Arachnida, Araneae, Eresidae.
AUGAUCGAUGAGAUAGAGAGCAAGACAAAAGUUGUCCCAGUAUUAGGAUUAGUAUGGGAUUUAGAAAAAGAUAGUUUGAGUUGCAAGAUCGAAGAAACAUUUAACUUGAGGGAACCUAUUACCAAAAGAAAAGUUUUGUCAAUUACCCAGAAAAUUUUUGAUCCCAUUGGCUUUACUGCACCGAUAACUGUAAUUCCUAAGCUAAUUUUGCAAGAAACAUGGAACGAGAAGAUUAAGUGGGAUGAAGAUCUUCCUCUUCCCCUAAGUGAGCAGUUUGGGACUUGGUUGAACCAAUUGCCUCUGCUAUCUCAGAUUGAAAUUCCUCGUUGGUUAAAUAUUGAUUACGAAAACGAAGAUACCGUAGUGCUCCACGUUUUUUCGGAUGCUAGUAAAAGAGCCUAUGCCACAUGUGCAUUUUUAAGAGCUGAAACCAUCGAAGGUGUAAAGGUUCAGUUAGUAAGUGCGAGAAGUCGAAUAGCCCCUAUUAAGGAACUUACGAUUCCACGGCUUGAACUUCUUUCCUGUCUGAUAGGUGCCAGGCUUGCCAAAACAAUUCUAUCAGAUUUGAAACUUAAGAAUUGUAGAACAGUGUUCUGGAGUGAUUCUUCUACAGCUUUGGGGUGGAUAAGAAGGGAUCAAGCAUGGGGUACGUUUGUUCACAAUCGAGUACAAGAAAUAAGAUCGCUUACCAGAAUAUCUGACUGGAGGCAUGUACCUGGAAGUUUAAACCCAGCGGAUCUCCCAUCGAGAGGAUGUACUAUUGAGCAAUUACAGAAAUCGGCAUGGUGGGAGGGCCCAUCGUGGCUUUACUUACCAGAAGACGAGUGGCCCCAUGUAGAAGAAAAGCCUGAUGAAGAACUUAUAAACAAGGAAAAAAGGAAAACGAUUCUGACUCUUCUAGAUCAUGGAGACAAUUUGGACCGGUACUACAAAUACUUCUCUUCAUAUAGAAAAACCGUGAGAAUGAUCGCUUGGAUUUUCAGGUUUUAUCACAAUUUAAAGAACAAAGAUAAAAACCUCACUCCUGAUGUCUCAGUUGAUGAAUUGGAGAAUGCUGAAAAGGCACUUUGUAGAUUGGUACAGAAAGAAUCAUUUACAGGCAUAAACGAUCCCGCCAUUCGUGCGCUGAGACCAAUCGUAGACCAAAAUGGAAUUUUAAGAGCCAAAACGAACGUCCUACAGCGUCAAGAUAAUGAAAAUUUCCGAUAUCCUAUCAUUUUACCUUCAAAACAUAUUCUUGUUGAGAGACUAAUUUACGAGAAACAUCUAGAACUCCAGCAUGCUGGUGUCAGCACUUUAAUGACAAAUCUUAGAGAAAACUUUUGGAUAUUAAAAUCCAGAAAAAGUAUUCGAAAUAUUAUCAGAAAAUGUGUAAGAUGUAAAAGAUUUGUUUCACAAAGAGUGGAAGUCGAGCCAGGAUUUCCACCCGAAGAUCGAGUCAGAGAAGGGGCGACUUUUGAAGUCGUCGGUGUAGAUCUAGCGGGUCCUCUCUAUCUCCGUGAGGGGUCUAAAGCGUGGAUAGUCUUGUAUACAUGUGCCAUUUAUAGAGCCAUUCACCUCGAACUAGUUACUUCUCUCUAUCUACAGAAACUUUCAUCCAAUCUUUACGUAGAUUCAUUGCCAGAAGAGGUAGACCUUAUGUGA